Molecule: messenger RNA, 1092 nt
Organism: Trichoderma asperellum CBS 433.97
Lineage: Eukaryota; Fungi; Ascomycota; Sordariomycetes; Hypocreales; Hypocreaceae
Biological process (GO): regulation of cyclin-dependent protein serine/threonine kinase activity
Cellular component (GO): nucleus; cyclin-dependent protein kinase holoenzyme complex
Molecular function (GO): cyclin-dependent protein serine/threonine kinase regulator activity; protein kinase binding
Source: RefSeq, a predicted model, not a curated record
AUGAUCUCCUACCUGGCCACCGCUGCACACAACGUCAUUGCCUGCGACUCGACCCUGAUGCCACCACCCCGGGAAUCAUCAUCAUCAUCAUCAUCAUCAUCAUCAUCAUCAUCAUCAAAGACCCGAGACGGGCCGCCCACUCCACCACGAAGCCCCGAACCCCGGGCCGUCUCCAGCACCGACGAUGCGCUGCCCACGCUGGAAGAGUUCAUCACCCAGCUGGUCGUCUCCUCCAAUGUCCAGGUCCCAACCCUCAUGUCGACCCUGGUCUACCUCAACCGCCUCAAGUCCAAGCUGCAGCCCAUGGCCCGCGGCCUGCGAUGCACCACCCACCGCAUCUUCCUGGCCGCCCUGAUCCUCGCUGCCAAGUACCUCAACGACAGCUCACCCAAGAACAAGCACUGGGCCAACUACACCCACAUGAACACCGCCGACUACACCUUUGGCUUCACCCGCACCGAGGUCAACCUGAUGGAGAAGCAGCUGCUGUUCCUGCUCGAGUGGGAGCUGAGAAUCACUGAGCACGACCUGUACGCCGAGCUGGACGUCUUCCUGGAGCCCGCGCGCAUCAAGAUUGCCGAGCGCUACGCCCGCAAGCUUCGCCACCGCGAAGAGAAGAAGCGACAGCAGGAGAUGUUCCACGCCGCUGCCCACGCCGCGGCCAGAUAUCCCAGCCCGGUUUCGUCUCGUGGCCCAUCACGAUCCCGACAUGCCAGCCCCGAUCACUACCGCACCACCAGCAAUGGCUGCAUCACUCCCCCCGGCCUGGUCUACAGCUCAGCCAGCUCCUAUGCUUCGUCCAUCUCCAGCCGACAGCACUCCCGAUCCACCACGCCGCUGGAGUCGGAUCCUUCUCCCUACCUGUAUGGCACCAGCCAGAGCAGCCUCUACGACUCCCCCGUGGAGAUUGUCAUGGACAAGGAAGAGCCCAAGGCGCAGGCACCGAGCGUACGCGCUCUGCCUUACGACAUCACCAUCUCUGCGGAGCAAUACGAGCAGCUCAGCGAAGCCACCACCAAGAAGCGGCACCGACGCGGCGUGUGGGGCCGUCUCCUCGGCGGUGCCAGCGCCAGCGCCAUCAGCGUCCGAUAG